AUUCUGAUGAAAUUAUGGAAACUUACAUGAUUUCUAUACAAACUGAUAAAAGCUUUGAUGAAUUGGAAGAAAAAGAAAUCCAAUUGUAUAUCUCUUCACCAGAAAAUAGUAUGAAAGAAAACGAUAAUGAAUCCUAUUUUGA
Messenger RNA from Funneliformis caledonium, 142 nucleotides. The record is from the annotation of a GenBank genome assembly. Lineage: Eukaryota; Fungi; Glomeromycota; Glomeromycetes; Glomerales; Glomeraceae.